Loxodonta africana (African savanna elephant) is the source of this 2840-nucleotide messenger RNA. It is a transcript of the gene DOK7, whose product is annotated as docking protein 7. Gene Ontology annotation, molecular function: protein kinase binding. Gene Ontology annotation, biological process: positive regulation of protein tyrosine kinase activity; neuromuscular junction development. Lineage: Eukaryota; Metazoa; Chordata; Mammalia; Proboscidea; Elephantidae. The transcript is spliced from 7 exons. The record is from RefSeq and is a predicted model, not a curated record. Bases 42 to 1595 code for a protein of 517 amino acids.
GGCACAGAGGGCGCGGGGGCCCGGCGGCACCAUGACUGAAGAUGACCGAGGCGGCGCUGGUGGAGGGCCAGGUCAAGCUGCGGGACGGCAAGAAGUGGAAGACUAGGUGGCUGGUGCUGCGCAAGCCGUCGCCGGUGGCAGACUGUCUGCUGAUGCUGGCCUACAAGGACAGGGCAGAGCGCGCCAAGGGCCUCCGGGAGCGAAGCAGCCUGACGCUGGAGGACAUAUGCGGCCUGGAGCCCGGCCUGCCCUACGAGGGUCUGGCCCACACGCUCGCCAUCAUCUGCCGUUCCCAGGCCAUCAUGCUGGGCUUCGAGAGCCGUGAGGCCAUGUGUGCCUGGGACGCACGCAUCCGCUACGCGCUCGGCGAGGUGCACAGGUUCCAUGUGACAGUGGCCCCAGGCACCAAGCUCCAGAGCGGCCCCGCCACACUUCACCUCUGCAAUGAUGUCCUGGUGGUGGCCAGGGAUGUCCCCCCAGCUGUCACGGGGCAGUGGAAGCUGUCAGACCUGCGGCGCUAUGGGGCUGUGCCCAAUGGGUUCAUCUUCGAAGGCGGGACCAGGUGUGGGUACUGGGCCGGCGUCUUCUUCCUGUCCUCGGCCGAGGGUGAGCAGAUUAGCUUCCUGUUCGACUGCAUUGUGCGUGGCAUCUCCCCGACCAAGGGCCCUUUCGGGCUGCGGCCGCUUCUCCCAGACCCGAGCCCCGGGGGGGCCUUGACCAUGGAGGAGCGCGCCACCCAGGAAGCCCUGCAGCUGGAGAAGCGGCUCAGUCUCCUCUCCCACUCGGGCCGGCCAGGCAGCAGAGGGGAUGACCGCAGCCUGUCCAGCUCAUCUUCUGAGGCCAGCCACUCGGACAUCAGUGCCAGCAGCCGACUGGCCACUUGGCCAGAGCCAUCCUCAUCCUCAGCCAGCACGUCACAGGAGGGGCCGGGGCCAGCCACUGCACGGGCCCUGCACCUGGGAGAGGCCUCGACUCCUGGAGAGGUGGCACUGGGCACCUCGCGGCCACCCCCUAAGCCACUUCGGCCCCGGCAGCUGCAGGAGGUCGGCCGCCAGGGCUCCUCGGACAGUGGCAUCGCCACGGGCAGCCACUCGUCCUACUCGGGCAGCUUCUCGUCCUAUGCUGGUAGCAGCCUGGAUGUGUGGCCGGCCACUGACGACUUCGGCUCACUGCUCAGCCUGCCACCCACGGUGGGGGCGCCCGAGCUGGGCCUGUGCACCUGCCCAGCUGGUACGGCCCCACGGGCAGCUGAGUACCAGGUGCCUGGUGCCCCGCGGCCGCACUACGACACACCCCGCAGCCUGCGUCAAGUUCCCAGGGACCAGAGCCCAGCCUCGCAGAGCAACCCUGACGAUGGCACAGCUGCCGCCGCUGUCACCACCGUUGCUGUCGGAGACUCGGGCAGCCAGAUGUCCACAGGGUGUCCCUCCAGCUGGCUGGGCACAGAACGGCGGGGGCUGGUGACGGAGGCUCUGCCGCCCAGCCCAGCUCCUGGCGAGCCCUGGGAGGCGGCUGGCCCACAUGCAGGGCCCAGCCCAGCCUGCUUUUCUGCCUGCCCCGUCUGUGGGGGAGUCAAGGUAAGGCCCCCUCCCUGAGGGCCACCGUCGGCCCCUUGGAUGGGAGAGCAGGGCAGCUGGCCUCCGGACAGAACCUUCUGUGCUGUGCUGUUCAGAGCCCUGGCCUCCUGUGCUGUGGCCAGGGGUGGGGUGCCCCAGGAAGUCUGUCUGGAUAGAGCUGGAAGGCUCCCUGGAAGGCUCCCUGGAAGGCACCCUGGAAGGCAGGAGGCUCUGGGUGGGUCAUUGGGGGCAGCAGAGCCCAGCCCCAGCCUCUCCGGCUGUGUGCUGGCACUCGGACCCUGCACAGGAUCUGGGGGCUCAGUGGGUGCUACUUCCCUGUUGGCUCCCACCUUGGAGUGCCGGGAACUGGGUGGACACAAAGCUAGACCAUGACACCUGGCCUCCCCCUCAGCUCCACUGCCCACCUGGAGGUGACCGGUUCAUAUAUCUCCCUUCCGGUUACCUUGACCCGCCCAGCACACAGUGGCUGAGACUAAAUCAUCCUUCCAGCAGCCGUGUGAAUAGAUGUGGGGCCGAGCCCCAGCUCCAGGUACCCGCGCCUCUCGGUGCAUCUCUCAGCUCUCCCUUCUCACCCUAACUGAUUCCUGCACACAUGCAGGGUGGGUGCAGCGUCCCCGCCCCAUGAGGAGGAGACUGACACUCAGGGUCCUGUGACUUGCAGGGCCUGGUUUGCACCCAGGUCUCAGGGGUUCCGGAACCUUGCUGCUCACCCCACACCAGGGUUUUCCUAAGCCCCUGAAAGGGCUCCUAGUGGGGAGGGCCUGGGGACAGGGGCCAGAGGGGACAGCUCAGCCAGCUGUACUGUGUUUGUCCAGUUUGUGGACCAGGGGAGGCCACCACCCAGCCCGCUGCUGCCGGCCACUGUCCUUCUGGGGACUCGGGACCAGGGGAUGAGCGUGCGAUGGAGGAGGCAGGGCUCCACCAGGGGGUGUCUGAUGCCAGCCCUUUGCAUUUGGAAGUGGGGAGCUCCAGGCAGGGCCUGGGCAGUCACCCCGGGUGCCAUUUAGGGGACCCCACCCUUGGCCCCAGGCUGCAUGCAGUACCAGCUGCUUUGUGCUGUCUUGUAGAUGAGCCCUGCACUUUAGCUGCGCUGCGAGAGGCCUCGCCUGUGUCCGUCACACCCCUUCUGGUUCUGGAAUCUCGGUGGCACCGUCCCAGGGUCACCAGCUCACCUGUAAACAUCCCGCCUGUACCUUCAGUUUGCCUGACGAUAUUGCUCUUUUACAACUUUAAACCUGACACUGCUUGUACUACCUUCUUAGC